Messenger RNA from Venustampulla echinocandica, 1140 nucleotides. RefSeq lists its product as uncharacterized. The record is from RefSeq and is a predicted model, not a curated record. Gene Ontology annotation, biological process: vesicle fusion; intracellular protein transport; Golgi to vacuole transport. NCBI's taxonomy places the organism in Eukaryota, Fungi, Ascomycota, Leotiomycetes, Helotiales, Pleuroascaceae. Gene Ontology annotation, molecular function: phosphatidylinositol binding; SNARE binding; SNAP receptor activity. Gene Ontology annotation, cellular component: endomembrane system; SNARE complex. The transcript has a single exon. The coding region runs from base 1 to 1140 and encodes 379 amino acids.
AUGGCCCCGCCUCUAGAAAUCUCCAUCCCCUCAACUAUCCUCAACCAACCCGAAAACGAGAAACCAUACACUCUAUACAACAUCACCCUCCGCCUCCCCCUCCGCACCUUCGUCGUCCAGAAGCGCUACUCUGAUUUCGUUGCCCUCCAGUCUUCUUUAUCAUCCAUCGUCUCCUCUCCACCUCCAGCGCCGCUCCCUGCAAAAUCAUGGUUUAAAUCAACAGCCUCGUCGCCCGAACUCACCGAAUCACGCCGCGUAGGCCUCGAGAAAUACCUCCGAGCCAUAGCAGAGUGCCCCGACCGCCGCUGGCGUGAUACUUCCGUAUGGCGAACGUUUCUGAAUCUGCCCAGCAGUAGUGCAAGUGGCAGUGCGAGUAGUGCAAGAGGGGAGCUGAUCGCAGCGAGGCAGAGGGGAGCUUUGGGCAACCAGGCUGGACAAGUGGCGAGCGAUCCGCAGAUAUGGCUGGAUUUACACCGCGAGAUGAAGGGACAGUUACAUGAUGCGCGGCUAUUUCUUGGAAGGAGGGAUGGAGCUACGACGGCACAGGCUCAGUAUGAGGCGGGGGCAAAUGCGAAAAGGUGCUUGGUUAAGGCUGGGGGCUUGAUUGGGAAUUUGGAGGAGGGUCUGAAAAUCAUGGCUGAAGGGGAAAAGAGGGGUGGUGAUAGCAAAUCUGGAGUUGGAGCGGGCGAGCUGAGGAGGCGGAGAGAUUUACUCGGCAGUGCGAGGGUAGAGAGGGAUGGCUUGGAGAAGCUGGCCGUUAGUCUCGCAGUUAAGGGAAAUGCUGCAAAUGGGAGUGGCAAUGGAGGUGCAACGGCCUCGCAGCAGGAUAAAAAUGCUUUAUUCGGACCCAGUGUGUCCAGACCUGCUGGACGGGUUCUCGGUGCCCCAGUACCUGAAACGGAUAAGACUCGGGAGUUGGACAAUGAUGGCGUACUACAGUUACAAAAGCAGAUGAUGCAAAAUCAAGAUCUCGAUGUGGACGAGUUGGCUAAGACUGUCAGGAGACAGAAAGAGAUGGGUCUUGCUAUACAUUCUGAAUUGGAGCUGCAGAACGAGAUGCUUCGGAGAGUUGACGAGGAUGUCGGCAGAGUAGCGGGAAAGAUUGCUGUAGCGAAGAAACGGACGGCGAAGAUAUCAUAA